Molecule: messenger RNA, 1623 nt
Organism: Acanthopagrus latus (yellowfin seabream)
Lineage: Eukaryota; Metazoa; Chordata; Actinopteri; Spariformes; Sparidae
Gene: selenof
Product: selenoprotein F
Exons: 5
Cellular component (GO): endoplasmic reticulum lumen
Molecular function (GO): oxidoreductase activity
Source: RefSeq, a predicted model, not a curated record
UAAUUUGAAAAUAUAAAUAAUCAGUUAUGAUCAGGCGCGACGGGCUGCCUUCAAGUAAGUGCUGGGGUCCUCGGAGUAGUUGUCGCUGACAAAGCAAGCUCCAAAAUGUCGGGAGAGGUGUAUCUCCUCUGGCUCCUCUCGCUUUUACAAACGCUGUCGGCGUACGGCGCCGAGCUGUCGUCUGAGGCGUGCAGGGAGCUGGGCUUCUCCAGCAACCUGCUGUGCAGCUCCUGUGACCUGCUCGGAGAGUUCAGCCUCACCAAGCUCCAGCCCGAGUGCCGGCACUGCUGCCAGCAGGAGGCCCAGAUGGAAGCGCGAAAGCUCUAUGCUGGGGCCAUCCUCGAGGUGUGUGGAUGAAAACUGGGGAGGUUCCCUCAAGUCCAAGCUUUUGUCAGGAGUGAAAAGCCAAAGAUGUUCAAGGGUCUUCAGAUCAAGUACGUUAGAGGCUCCGAUCCUGUUCUAAAGCUUUUGGACGAUAACGGGAACAUCGCUGAAGAGCUCAGCAUCCUCAAGUGGAACACAGACAGCGUGGAGGAGUUCCUGAGUGAGAAACUAGACCGGAUAUAGAUGCAAGAAUCCCAAGUUCUUUGUUUGUUUGGUUUUAGUCUUGAAUUGAAAGGUCUGUUCACCCAAAUUACAAUCCCUCCGGUCGUAUCUAGCUAUGCAGAUAUUUGUCUUUUGUGCCAAGUUUGAGAUGUCUCACUCUAACAUUUCUGUGUCCAUCACUUCAGUGCAGUUCUGUUUGUGGUCCUUGCAGGGUUGAAGAAUUAUGUUGAAAUUACUCAACAGCAACUUAUCUUUCUAGGAACUGUGUCCAGGUUCAUGUAGAUCAGUCACCAAACACACAGACACUAUCUCUGGAAAGAUUUGUAGCUGUAAAUCUGAUUUUCCAAUAUUUUGGCCACCACAAACAAACAAAAAUACAUUCACCGUCAUACAGCAGUACUCAGAGGAGAAACAUCUUCUGAAAUAUCAGCACAUUAAACUGGAACUAUCUGCGUGGUAGAGCCUACUAGGGGAAAGUGAGAAAAAUGUUUUUGUUUGAUAGUUUGGGUGAACUGACUCUUCAGUAGUUUACCGAUUUGACCACACCUCGGCCUUGAUAGAUGUUAAAUCACUGCUCUUUAUGACUGUUUUUGUAUCUGAAACCCAUGAAUUUCUUGUCUGGAUAUUACCAAAUGACUUAUGUGAGAGUGUAAAAAAAGACACAAUCACAGAGCCCAGACAGGCAGCACAUCCGAAAUACUGACCAACAGAUCAAUUGUGGCUCAAAGUGGGUCCAUUAAGUUUGAAAACGAUGCACACCAUGUUGUUGUCCACCUGUGGGAGUUUCUGUUCCCCUGUCUGAUAAUCUUGUAUAACCUUUUUUUUAUAUAACGCUCAACAUUGUGAUUGAUGAGAAUUUUUCCUAGUUGCUCUUCAAAUGCGGAUGUCUUUGUUGAAGCACAUAUUAGUGAAGACCUCACAGUAAACCAGUGUUGGGAUGUGAGGUCUGAUGUAACUCUGUGUUUUUCUGCAUCUUCUGCUUUGAAGAGGAACUGGAUUUAUUUUGGAUGAUUGAUUGUUUUUGAGCAAGUGAGGUGACUGUUUAAAUAUGCAACAAUAAACAAAGUCUCUGAUGGG